Molecule: messenger RNA, 1216 nt
Organism: Hippoglossus stenolepis (Pacific halibut)
Lineage: Eukaryota; Metazoa; Chordata; Actinopteri; Pleuronectiformes; Pleuronectidae
Product: vacuolar-sorting protein SNF8
Exons: 9
Coding region: 43-819 (258 amino acids)
Biological process (GO): protein transport to vacuole involved in ubiquitin-dependent protein catabolic process via the multivesicular body sorting pathway
Cellular component (GO): ESCRT II complex
Source: RefSeq, a predicted model, not a curated record
AUCAAAAUGGAAGCGCUUGUACUGGAUUAGCUCGCAGUCACAAUGCAUCGGAGAGGAGUCGGGGCGGGAGCUAUUGCUAAAAAGAAGCUGGCAGAGGCCAAAUACAAGGAAAGAGGAAAUGUUCUUGCAGUGGAUCAAAUUGUCCAGAUGUCCAAGCAGUUGGAGACGUUCAAAUCAAACCUGGAGGAGUUUGCCAGCAAGCACAAACAAGAAAUUCGAAAGAACUCACAGUUCAGGGUUCAGUUCCAGGAAAUGUGUGCCACCAUCGGAGUUGACCCACUUGCCUCUGGGAAAGGGUUUUGGUCUGAGAUGCUUGGAGUCGGUGACUUCUAUUAUGAGCUCGGGGUGCAGAUUAUUGAAGUGUGCCUGGCCCUGAAACACAGAAACGGAGGGCUCAUUACGUUGGAUGAACUCCAUCAGAGAGUACUGAAAGGACGAGGUAAAUACGCUCAGGAUGUGAGCCAAGACGACUUGAUGAGAGCCAUAAAGAAGCUGAAGGUGAUGGGGAAUGGUUUUGGGAUGAUUCCAGUCGGUGGCUCUUACUUGGUGCAGUCAGUCCCAGCAGAGCUUAACAUGGACCAUACUGUAGUUCUCCAGCUGGCUGAGAAAAAGGGAUACGUCACAGUCGGUGAGAUCAAGGAGAGCUUGAAAUGGGAGAAGGAACGGGCUUGUCACGUCCUGGAUCACCUGCUGAAAGAAGGCUUGGCCUGGUUGGACGCUCAAGCAGCUGGCGAGGCACAGUACUGGCUACCCGCUCUCUUCUCCGAGCUCACGUCCUGUGAUGUCACACCAGAGGAAGCCAAUCAGAUGACACCCUAAACAAAAGUAAAUGAUGAGGUGGAGCUGGACCAUGAGCUGGGGACAGUUUAAGAGACAUGUUGGUGAAAUAAGACAAAUGGAAAGACUGGUGUGAUGGAGGUGGCUGGGUCACUGGAGCUGGCAGGUUGAACUGCCUCUGAGAGGAUUUUCUGGAUAAGGACGAAACACUCAAGAGUGCAACAAAUGCACUCAGGUUAUUAUAGAGUCACUCAAAGCAGCUUGAUUUGUGUUACACUGCAUAUGGAAUUCAGUGUAACUCCUCUUGUCUUGUAUUUAUUUAUAGUUAUGUUUGACGGAUGGUUUGUGGUCAUUCUCAUUGCACAGAGCGUGUAACUGUUUUAUUUUGCAUGUAUAAACUUUACCUUUUGAAAGAAAAGAAAAUAUCACCUGUAAUUUA